Molecule: messenger RNA, 5113 nt
Organism: Chionomys nivalis (European snow vole)
Lineage: Eukaryota; Metazoa; Chordata; Mammalia; Rodentia; Cricetidae
Gene: Elac1
Product: elaC ribonuclease Z 1
Exons: 4
Coding region: 264-1352 (362 amino acids)
Cellular component (GO): nucleus
Molecular function (GO): 3'-tRNA processing endoribonuclease activity
Source: RefSeq, a predicted model, not a curated record
GCUGACACGCGUCGUAGUAGCGACCGCACUUGGAAGGUGGGGACCCGCGACCCUCCGCAGGCUCCGCAGCCAGGCCGAGCGGGCGAGCGGGCGGGGUCCACCGAGCGCGGACCUCCCGCGCACCUCCCACGCGCCUAGAGCGACAGCGGCGGACCGCGGGGCGGCGCACUUCCGGCCGCGCGUCUCUGCUCGUGCACCGCUGGGCCUCGGAGCCGGCCUGCGCCUCCCUCGCCUCCGGCGGGCCUCGGAGAGAGGGUUGAAAGAUGUCUAUGGAUGUGACCUUUCUUGGGACAGGAGCAGCAUAUCCAUCCCCAACCCGGGGUGCCUCCGCUGUGGUUCUUCGGUGUGAGGGCGAGUGCUGGCUCUUUGACUGUGGGGAGGGAACACAGACUCAGCUUAUGAAAAGCCAACUUAAAGCAGGGAGAAUUACCAAGAUCUUCAUCACACAUCUUCAUGGGGACCACUUCUUCGGCCUCCCGGGCCUUCUCUGCACUAUCAGCCUGCAGAGUGGCUCUGUGGUCACACGGCAGCCUAUUGAGAUCUACGGCCCUGUAGGGCUUCGGGACUUCAUCUGGAGAACCAUGGAGCUCUCCCACACAGAGCUGGUUUUUCCUUAUGUGGUCCAUGAGAUAGUGCCUACAGCUGAUCAGUGUCCUGUGGAAGAACUAAAAGGAUUUUCACAUGUGAACGAAGCAGACGGCCCUCCCAAAGGACAGGGACGAACUAUCUUGUUAGACACAGAAGAAAACUCCUACUGUCUGGUUGAUGACGAGCAGUUUGUUGUAAAAGCAUUUCGUCUCUUUCACAGAAUUCCAUCCUUUGGUUUUUCAAUUGUGGAAAAGAAACGUGCAGGUAAACUCAAUGCACAGAAGCUGAAAGACCUCGGUGUGCCCCCAGGUCCUGCCUAUGGGAAGCUGAAAAAUGGAAUUUCAGUUGUUUUGGAUAAUGGAGUUACAAUUUCUCCCCAAGAUGUCUUAAAAAAGCCUAUGGUUGGAAGAAAAAUCUGCAUAUUGGGUGACUGUUGCGGGGUUGUGGGUGAUGGAGGAGUGAAGCUGUGCUUUGAAGCAGACCUGUUGAUCCACGAGGCAACUCUGGAUGAUUCUCAGAUGGACAAAGCAAAAGAGCAUGGCCACAGCACACCCCAGAUGGCAGCGACAUUUGCGAAGCUGUGCCGUGCAAAGAGGCUGGUCCUGACUCACUUCAGCCAGCGGUACAAACCGAUUGCUUUGGCUAGAGAAGGAGAGACAGAUGGAAUUGCAGAGCUGAAAAGGCAAGCUGAGUCAGUGUUAGAUCUCCAAGAAGUGACGCUGGCGGAAGACUUUAUGGUGAUUGGCAUUCCCAUCAAGAAAUGAGAGCGGUGCUCUGGAAGGCAGACAUGGACGUGCUGUGGCUGGUUCCCAGACCUGCACUGCAGGCUUUUAUUGUUGGUCGUGAGUGAUUUUUUUUCUUUAUGUUUUGGAUUUUUUUCCUUAAAAUUAUUUUGUCCCUAAUAAUCCUUAAGAUGGAGCUGGAUUGCUGAGCUGACUCAGUAGUGAGAGGGAACAAUAAAUCAUUUUUAAAUGAUAAAAAAUACCCAGCAUCCUUCUUAAAGUGCAGAUGGGAUAAAGUCAUAGAUUUUUCAGGGGUAUUGCUCUCUCACCACAGAUAGAAGCCAGUACUCCACGCAGUGUUGGAGUUAGCUCUGCCCAGCUUAACUGCCAUUAUUGGCAAAGUGUCUAGGACUGGGUCCUCUUGACUACAAAAUAUUUUGUCAGUUUGUAUAGAAUUUGUCCUAACAUGGAAAUAAACGUAGAGGCCAUAUUGAUGGUAACAUGGUGGGAGUUCACUGGAAUAGUCAGAGCAGCUGGGACUAGCGUUUAGCUUAACAUUUUAUUCAACAUCCCAGUUUCUUUCAACACAUGGUCCUGGGUUGUCGCAGUGACUGAGGAAGAUGGUGGCUCCACGGUAGCUCAGUUAGUGGGGGUCAGGAAUGCUGUGUGUUAUGCACAGUUCUGCAUAACAAUUACCUUGAUAUUCUAGGCCUGUUCAGAGACACAAAACUUUACUCCCAAUGUGAAUAUACUUUGCCAAAAUUGGUGAUGUAAUGGAUUGAUUUAAUAGACAAGCUGAAUCUCCGAAUAGAUGAUAAAGGAUGAGUAUGAUCGAAUGAGAAUACCACAUCAAGUAUUAUUGGAAAAAAAUGAGUCAUCGAGUGAAGCUUGUAACUGUGGGGAGAAGUAUCCACAAAUCCCCCACCCAGGGAGAGGAUCUCCUUCCGGGCCAGCGGCCCUGGAGCUGGGCUGUGAGCUGAAUGUGCAGGAGGAUCCAUGGACGAAGUCAGGAGUCAGAGUGGACCCUGCCGCUGCAUCACUGAGCUGCCUAGGUGACUCUGGAAGACAUGAGUGCUGGACUAGCCUCGGAGAAAAAGGCCGUCUUUUUUCUAAGUGCUUAAAUUGAGGGUAUAUAUAUAGAGAUAUUUUAUAGAUUCUUAUACAUAUGUUUGCGUAUGUGCAUAGUUUAUUCAUGCAUAUUUUUACGUGAAGGCUGGUCUCCCUCCACUAUUUUCUUAAAUAAAGAUAUUUUAUUGGACAAAUAAAAACUAGGAGUUAUUAUCAAAAAAUCCUCUGUAAGAAACUCUGAGGCAUUAUUUUUGGCAGAAUAAAAAUAAUGAAAGCCAUAAAGGGGCAAGUAGCUGAGUGAUGUAGAGAAACACUGACUGUAGGGCUUCAAAAUAAAGCGCUGGCUAACAGACAAGUCUUUAACUACUCUUCUCAUGAGCAUUUUCUGUAGCAUCAAGUGGUCUCUGAAAGUGUGAGCUUAGUGAUUUUAUUUCAUUUUAGAGUUGUGUCUUGGAGCACUGAGAUUGUUUUCUGUUAGUAGAAAUAAAGCUGACAUGGGGUCUUUAUGUAUCUCCAAGUCAUUCCUUCUUUCUAGUUGAUCUCUCUGUUGGGUAUGGUGGCACAAGCCUGUUUCGUUUGCAUUUGUGAGGGUAAGGCAGGAGAAUCAAAAUCCAGGAGAGCCUGGCUUACAUAGUAAGACUUUAAUCUAAAAAAAAUUUAAAAAGAAAAGAAAGAAAGAAAAAGGACAGAAAUACAUCUGACUUAUAACAUGUAUUUUCAUAUUCAUUCAUGUUCCUAAGCCCACACAGGAGUGGCCUGUUUUAUUAGUCUAUUGAAAAUACAACUCCAUCAAUUUAAAAACCCUCUCUCAAGUCCCACCCUCUUCCUGUCUUCUCUCUCCUUUUUAAACAAGUCUCACUGUGUCCUCCUGCUUGAGAGCUGGCGUUAUUAAGUAUGAAUUUGUAAUCUGAUCAUAAUGUUUUGAAUAUUUCUUUACUAAGGUUUGUAAUUUUUAGGCUGCGAGUGUAGCUUGGUAGUUAGAACACUUGCAUAGAAUGUCUGAGGCACUGGGUUUGAUUCUGUAGUAUAAAAAGGAAAGAAGAUUUUUGCCACCUAGUGCAGAUAUCAUUAUUAUGCCUUUAAGUUAAUACAUAUAAUUAAACUCUUAUUUUAUGUAUAUUCUGAUGCCAGCUUUAAAUUUUGCUACUUUUCCCUUUAUUAGUGAAAUAUAAAUCCUUCAGUGUGUUUGUCACAGAUAGACAGGGGUGACUCUUUCAUCUUACAGAGGUGUGUGUUCAUAGUGAAGUGUACGAGAUCUGUCCUUACUGGCAGAUUUGAGGGCUGAUGAACUAAGGAAGUAAUCAGUGGGAGCAUUGCCAUCCCAUCUUUCUCUUUCUUUUUUUUUCCUUUGAGAUGGGGUCUUAUGUAGCCCAGGCUAACCUUGAACUUGCUAUGUAGCCAAGGAUGACCUUGAGCUUCUGAUGUUCCUGCUUCCACCUUGAGAAUGCAGGGGUAACAGUCAGAUGCCAUCAUACCAGGCUUGUGUGGUACUGGGGAUCAAACCCAGGACUUGGUGUCUGCAAAGCAAAUACCCUACAAACGGAGCUACAUCCCAAAGCCCAAAUACAUGGAGUUUUUGUUUAUUUUGUUCUUUUAGGGGGAUAUUAAAAGGAAGCACUGGUUGUGACUUUGAGUAUUCUCUCUUGACAGAGAAGAGCUAAGUUUAAGGAAGUGCUAUGAGUUUAUAGUGUGUGAUUUUUCUUCUCUUUCUUCAGUGUACAAAAGUGAAAAACAACCAUUUAAGGAUAUCAUGUUUUAAAAAGCAAGAAAAGUGUCUGCAAAUAUAGCUUGGGUAGAAAGUGGUUAGCCUGAAUAAGGUAUUGGGUUUGAUUCCCAGUGCCCCCACUUGACCACCUCCCUGAAGAAAAACAAGGGGGUAGGGGAGGGAAUAUAAAUGGUUAAAAGUAUAAGAAUUAUGAAAAUGUGAUAAAUACACUGUUUUGUAUAAUUAGUAUAUGCUAAUAACUUUCUAAGUAGAGAAAGCCGCCGUGGCAGAGGGGCAGGAAGUCUGGGGAGCAAAGACCACUUUUGUUGGUGACUUUUGAGUCACCGGUACGAAGGAUGUUGUGGCUGUUUGUAUGUAUAUAUCCAUUUAGUAUAGCAUUGAAUCACAGCACCCAUAGGGAUAAACCACUUCUCUGAAUAAUUAGCCGUCCCCACACGGUACUCCAGAGCUGACAGUUCAGCUCCAGUCCUUGUAAUGUUCCUGUUUGUCAUCUGUACUGUAGCUAGAGUGGUUUUUCCCCCAAAAUGUAAAGUUUUGCCAUCUCUCCCUAACGUGAAACUUCGUAGUGGUCUGGUUCACUCAUCUCUCUCUAACUUAAUCUCACUUCUCAGUGCUACUCAAGUUUGCAGCCCCAGCCAUGUGGGCCUCCUCUCCGUCCUCCACCAAGGCUUCUGGUGUUCCAGAGCCUUCCUGUGGCCUGCUUCCUUCACCUGAAAUGUCGUUGCCGACCCCAAAUCAACCUAGAGAACCUGCAGGCCACAGCUCUGCAGCCUCAUGGACUUGGCCUGCCCAGCUCCCGCUAGGUGGUGUGUGUGUUUUUCCCAGCGCCUACCCCAUCUUGCCGCGCUUGUCACUCAAAGCUUCGCUUCGCCUCUGUAUGUGAUGUUUCUCUCACACCAGCUCUGUAAGCCACACAAGGGCAGAGCUCUGUCUGCUUCUGUUCCCCUUUAUGACUGACCAACUCAGUGCCGAGAACAUCAUAGGCACCCAAUAAAUAGUGUUGACUGGA